Mucor velutinosus is the source of this 2370-nucleotide messenger RNA. Its product is annotated as Factor arrest protein 11. Gene Ontology annotation, molecular function: metal ion binding; ubiquitin protein ligase activity. The transcript has 10 exons. The record is from RefSeq and is a predicted model, not a curated record. The coding region runs from base 1 to 2370 and encodes 789 amino acids. Gene Ontology annotation, cellular component: nucleus; HULC complex. Lineage: Eukaryota; Fungi; Mucoromycota; Mucoromycetes; Mucorales; Mucoraceae.
AUGUCUGGAAAACGCACAUCAAAAAAAGAGAUUGACGAUAGAAAGAACACAAUACCUUCGAGGCCUCCUUUGAAGAAGAGGUUUGUAUCAGGAUCUACAGCAUCGGCUGCCAGUGCAGUGCCCUCCAUGUCUAAAAGACCAGAGCUGAUCACUACGCUUCCUGAUCAUUUAUCGAAGAAGGAGCUCUUGGAACAUAUGUAUUCUGUCAAAAAUGCUUAUAUCCAAGAGAAGCAGCACUUGAUUCAAUUGAAAGAGAGCAGCAUAGAAACAAAUGCGCUGUAUGGUAUGGUUCGGUUGCAAUUGGCCAUGCUCUGGGAUGAAUUUGCUGCAUUUCCUGCAAUCACAAUGCCUGAGAAAUGUGAUGAUGGCAACAUAGUGAAUCAAUUAAAGCUGAUAUGUCUGCAGAUAACCGAACAUAUACAGGCAUGGAACGCACACACUAGACAGCUUACAUCUGACAAAUUUCGACAUGCAGAUCCAAAUGAACAGAAUCAAGCCCUACUGAAUUAUCUGCAAACAGAUAUCGAGCAACUUCAAACUAGCGAUCCAGAGAGCAGAAUACAGCUCUUACAGCAUGACAAUGAGAGCAAAUCCAAUAUGAUUACAAGUAUCUCCCAUGAUAUCCAGACUGUGGUGGAGCAACUGGCCAACUCCAAUGAUGCGUUAGAGGAUUGCUUGCAGGCUAUUGGUGCUAUACAAAAACGUCAAGACCGACUGAAUAGCAGCGUUGUGGCCAAUGUGACUGAAACUACAUCUACUACGGCUGCUACUAAAGACGAGAGAGCCAGCGUGGAGCCAUCAGCAGAGCAGCAACCACCGCAGCGUACACAAAUGGAUGAAUUGCAAGAGUGUCAGCAAUUAUUGGAUGCUCGAACGCAAGAACUGGCCAAGAGUCGGCAAGAAAAGGAUCAGCUGCAUACCAAACUGGAUGAUCUGCUGGAUAGAUUCUCGCAAUUAAGCAGUGAUUACAUUAAAUCCAAUUCAAUUUAUGUCAAUCACCUGCAAUCCAUGAUUGAGUUGGAGUACAGGUUGAUAGACUAUUACGAGCAAAGGAGAGAGAGUCUCAUCAAAGAAGAAGACAGUUUCACAAAAGAAAGGAGGCAAUUGAUUAAUCAACAGAAUUCGGAAAUGUCGUCAAGGGAGGUGACGCUGGUUACCGAGACGAAGCGCCUGCAAGAGACCUUGCUUCGAGUGCGCAAUCAACGUGAUGGCUUACAGCAGGAUAUACAGAGCCGCACAAUAGAGGAAAAGCAGGUUUCGGCGUACAAUGACCAAAUAAUCCACAUUGCCGAGAAGCACAAGAGUCGCAUGAUUGAAUUAGAACAAGAUGUAUUACACAAACGCCAAGCAACAGAUACAACGACGCUAUUACCACAAGACUAUCUAAACUAUCGACGGCUGAAAUUGCAGAUAGAAAAAACACAUGGCAUCUUGCAUACUUUGCGACACCUUCAACAACAACAACAACAACAACAACAACAACAACAACAACAACAACAACAAACAGAGAACAAUCAAAUGGACGUGGCACCUUACAUGGCAUCACCGCUUAUGAAUACGUUGAAUCAGCUCAUGGACGAAAGAAGCCAGCUGGAACUGCUGAUUGACUUUUACCAGAGAACUGAGCCGGGCCUGUAUGCGCAGAUGGACUAUGAUAUCAGUGACAUUGGACAGCGUAUUCCCAGUAUUCAGCAUCGCAUUGACGAUAAGCUCUCCUAUCAACAGAAAUUGCAGGCAGAGAUAAACAAGUUUGUGUCAAAGAAUGCCGAGUUGAUGGACAAGAAGCACGAAAACGAUGUGAAAUAUGCACAGCACCUACAACAGAAUCAGUUACAUGAGAAAUCCAUCUCGCUCUUGGAUGAGAAAAUAGCAUCGAUCGAGGCCAACGUCACGGAAAAGGAGACACUUAUCAAGCAAGUGGACGCCAAUGUAGAACACUAUCGACUGAUGUUUGACGAUAUCUCUCAAGAGUGCAAUGGGUUGCAAUCCAACAGGCAACGCCUUGAAGCACAUGUCAUGCAACUGCAAGACCUGGCCAGGGACAAGAUGAAGAUGCUAGAACAAGAGACACUGAAUGUCCAGCAAGCCAAGAAUGAGUACGAGAAGAUCAACAAACAAUGGAAUUUGAUUCAGCAAGGGGAGAAUCCAGCCUCUCAGGAAUUGGUGGACGAGGUAGAAGAACUUCGUUCCUACUUUAAAUGCAGCACUUGCAAGACUCGUCGCAGGGAUUGUAUCUUGACCAGUUGCAUGCACACCUUCUGCCAUGAAUGUAUUCGCAUUCGCUUAGAGACACGGCAAAGACGCUGUCCGUCGUGCGCCAUUACGUUUGGUAAUUCUGAUGUGAAGGGCAUACACUUAUAUGGCAAAUAA